AUGGAAGCCGGCGUAGGAGCUGGUGGGCAGGCUGACAGUGGAGUAGGAAGAAGGGGACUCACGAGACAGUCUUCAAGCACGGCAUUACUAAAUCUGUCAGGUAUGUCAGAGAGAGCAAAUAAUGCAAAUAGUACAGAUGCAAUGAACAGCUCGAGGGUAAAUGCGCUCAGGGCUACGGUUAACAGACACACCGAGGCUGUGUCUAGGCUGCUCUUGUCCAGCAAGGAAACGCUGGAGAAGAGAGGUAUAAUCGAGUCGGCUUUUCGUGCAUGUAGAGAUGCUUUUAUGGAAGUAUCUACGGUUUUGACGGGUUUGAUUGAGGAGAGAUCAGCACCUGCAAGCUGUACGGCGAAGGAUAUUAAGGAGGCUGUCGUGGAGGUGCUAGAGGACUUUGAUAAAAAAGUUGCAAAUAAUGUGAAGAGUAACGUCAGCUUUGCGGGAGCUGCAGCUGAGAAGAGCAAAUCAUAUGCGUCUGUUGUUGGGGCUUCAGGAACUGAAGUGCGUGUCUUGCGGGGUCCGACGGUGGAGGUGUCUGACACCACAAGCUUUCUGAUUGUGCCGAGUGAGAAUAAGAGGGAGAAAUACGUCUCAUCACAGGUCACUAAGGAUACCUUGUGCAGGGUCUUAAAACCGGCUGACUGUGGUUUAAAGGUCAGGAGGAUAUCGUAUGCACGAGAUAAUGGUGUCAGAAUUGAGGCAUUCUCACAUGACAUCAAAAAGAUCAGGGCUCACCCUGGCCUUGCGGAGGCUGGAUUGACAGUGCGUGAGGACAGGAAAUUGAAUCCAAGGCUUAUAGUACAUGGAGUUCCUACCGAUAUGUCGGCUAAAGAAAUUGAGAAUGAGCUCCUGGCCCAGAACCUGAGUGAUGUAGAUGCAAAGGACGUGAAGAUUGUUUACAUUUUUACGCCAAAACAAGACAAGCGCACUACCAGCUGCAUACUGGAGGUUACAUCGGCGGUACGAAAGAUCUUACUUGAAUGUGGACGGAUUUAUCUGCGCUACUCUGCCUGCUCAUUUGCGGAUCAUGUUCGAAUUGUGCAGUGUUAUAGAUGUCUCACGUUUGGCCAUAUUGCAAAAGAUUGCAAAGGUAAACCUUCUUGCGGACAUUGUGCAGGAGCACAUGAGAUGAAGGACUGCAAGAAUAGGGAUCAAACACCGAAGUGUCUGAACUGUGAGCGUAAUCAUAUAACUCAUGGUGACUUGGCCCACUCCGCCAUGGAUGCUGCAAAAUGUUUGGUACUGAGGAGAAGGAUUAAGGACAAGAUAGCCAAUACCAGCUAUGAAUGA
This is a messenger RNA of Cataglyphis hispanica, 1287 nucleotides long. RefSeq lists its product as uncharacterized. NCBI's taxonomy places the organism in Eukaryota, Metazoa, Arthropoda, Insecta, Hymenoptera, Formicidae. The transcript has a single exon. The record is from RefSeq and is a predicted model, not a curated record. Bases 1 to 1287 code for a protein of 428 amino acids. Gene Ontology annotation, molecular function: zinc ion binding; nucleic acid binding.